CCGACAUUCCUUACCUCUGGUGAAAAGUCUCCACUGCAGCCUGGAGAUUGUCCACGUUUACAGCAGUCAGACACGGCUGCACCGCUCCACAUCUGCAGCCUGGGCCCUCCUGCGCACACAGAGCUCCGCGCGCUAAACUUAGCCAAUGUGUGGCUAUUAUUAUUUUUAUUGUUUGCCCGGUUCUGUAAAGAUGUUUUCCUGCUGCGUUGUCUUUUUCCUCCUCACUGCGUGGUCUCGUGUGGAUUGCAAUCCCAGUCCUGAUGUAGUCGUGGACAGAUACUUCAUCCCGAAAGUCUGUGCAAGAGAAGCGAAAGAGGGAGAUUAUGUUCGCUACCACUACAACGCCACAUUUGUCGACGGGAAAACAUUUGAUUCGAGCCAUCAGAGAGGAGACGCUAAAGUGGGCCUGCUUGGGGAGGGCCGGCUCAUCCUGGGCAUUGAAAAAGGUCUGCAGGGCAUGUGUGUGAAUGAGCGCAGAAAAAUCACCAUCCCACCUCACCUGGCCUAUGGAAGCACCGGUGCAGGUGACGUGGUUCCUCCAGACACCACCCUGGUGUUUGACAUCCAUCUGCUGGAUCUGUGGAACAAAGCCGACAUGGUUGCCACCAAAACCAUCACCACUCCCAAAGACUGCAAACGCUCCGUGAUGCGCAGUGACUUUGUGCGCUACCAUUUCAACGGCACUCUGCUCGAUGGCACCGUCUUUGACUCCAGUUACACCAGGAAGCAGACCCACAACAGCUUAGUGGGUGAGGGUUGGCUGAUUAAGGGCCUGGAUGAAGGCCUGCUGGGGAUGUGUGUGGGGGAGAUCAGAAAUAUUGUCAUCCCACCCUUCAAAGCCUACGGAGAAAAAGGAUCAGGUAAAGAGAUUCCCCCCCAGGCGACACUGAUGUUUGACAUCCUGUUGGUGGACAUUCAUAACCCAAAGGAUAACAUCACCAUUGAGGAGCUGGUGGUGCCCGAGUCGUGCAAGCGCAAGUCGGUGGUUGGGGAUUACAUCCGGUACCACUACAACGGUACCUUCCUGAAUGGAGUCACCUUUGACACCAGCUACAAGAGGAACAGCACAUACAACACCUACAUCGGGAUGGGGUAUGUGAUUGCAGGCAUGGACUAUGGACUGCUGGGAGUCUGCACUGGAGAGAAACGGCGAGUCAUCAUCCCUCCACACCUGGCAUAUGGAGAGCAAGGAGCAGGUGAUGUCAUCCCCCCCUCUGCCGUGCUGGUGUUUGACGUUCACGUCAUCGACUUCCACAACCCCAGCGACUCUGUGGACAUCCAAAUCAUCCACAGACCCGAGACGUGUAAUGACACCACUGCUCUGAAUGACCUCGUCCGCUACCACUACAACUGCACCCUGGUGGACGGCACACCGCUGUUUUCCUCACACGACUAUGAGAACAUUCAAGAUGCAGUGCUGGGGGCGGACAAGGUGAUCGAUGGGCUGGACCAAGGCUUGCGAGGCAUGUGUGUAGGAGAGAGGAGGGUGCUAACGGUGCCGCCUCAUCUCGGCCACGGAGAAAAAGGAUCUACUGGUGUGCCCAGCAGUGCUGUGUUGGUGUUUGACAUUGAACUGGUGAGCUUUGAGAAGGGAGUUCCACCUGGUUACCUGUUUGUGUGGCUGGAGGACACUCCUGCAGAUCUGUUUCAAGCCCUGGAUGUCAACAAGAACGGAGAGGUGCCCCAGGAGGAGUUUGAGGAGUUUAUCAAGCUGCAGGUGGCAGACGGCAAAGGUCGUAUAAAGCCAGGACUGAUCGUGGAGCAGGUAAUUGCUGACAUGUUCCAAAACCAGGACCAAAAUAAAGAUGAAGUGAUAACAGCUGAGGAACUCAAACUGAAGGUGGAUGGGGACAAGGAACGGGAACGGGCAAGGCAUGAGGAGUUAUGAUGAGGACAGAUGUUUUCAUUCUCUCUCAGGGAUAAACACCAACA
Plectropomus leopardus (leopard coralgrouper) is the source of this 1932-nucleotide messenger RNA. It is a transcript of the gene fkbp10b, whose product is annotated as FKBP prolyl isomerase 10b. Lineage: Eukaryota; Metazoa; Chordata; Actinopteri; Perciformes; Serranidae. Gene Ontology annotation, molecular function: calcium ion binding; peptidyl-prolyl cis-trans isomerase activity. The record is from RefSeq and is a predicted model, not a curated record. Gene Ontology annotation, cellular component: endoplasmic reticulum.